AGAAAACAUGGAUGCAAUGAGUGAAUGUAGAGUAGGUCUUGUUGAAGCUCUAAACACAAGGGUUUAUGGAAAUGGCACUCAAACACUUGUUCUCUCUCAUGGUUUUGGCUGUGACCAGACUGUAUGGCACUAUCUCAUACCUGUUCUUGCAUACUAUUUCAGGGUGGUGGUGUUUGAUUUGGUUUUCUCAUCAAAGGUCGAUCCCAAACUGUAUGAUGCACAAAGAUACUCGGAUUUUAGUUCCUAUGCUCAAGAUUUGACUUCCAUUCUUGACAAGCUCCAUUUGCAGAAGACUAUCUUUCUGGGUCACUCCAUGUCAGCCAUGAUUGGAUGCAUAGCUGCAACUGAGAGGCCGGACUUAUUUGAACAUCUCAUUCUACUCAGUGGCUCUCCCAGGUACCUCAACACUGAAGGAUAUUAUGGCGGCUUUAACAGAUCUGAACUUGACACAAUACUCAGCAACAUACAACAUAACUAUUCAGGAUGGAUCAAAGCUUUUGCUCCACAAGCCGUGGGAGUGAAGAACACAGCUGCAGUAGCGGAGUUUGAACACAGCCUAGGAAGAAUGAAACCGGAGAUCGUGCUCAGCGUCGCUAAAACUGUAUAUCUGAGCGACGAAAGACGGGUUUUGCCGCGUGUUCAUGUACCUAGCACCAUUAUCCUGUCUGAGGAAGAUAUCGUUGCCCCACUAUCUGUUGCAUUCUACAUGAAGGGAAGGCUUGGUGCUCCUGCAAGGAUCAAAAUAUUGAAGACAAAAGGUCAUUUUCCUCAGCUAAGUGCUCCAUCUCAGCUUCUACUUGUUUUGAAGAAAGUUCUCCAUUUCGAUGCCUAGCCAGUGAUCAUCUUCUAAGUGGGGUAUAGAAGGUACAUGUUUUUAGAUUGGAUGUUGAAGAUGUAAAGUAAUGAAUUGCUAGGAACUAGGGGAAGUGCGUGUGUGUGCCUGCGUGGCUGUGAAUGGGUGGCGGAGGCGGGGUGGAGCGAGAGGUCACCGGAUGUGGUGUGUGUGUGCCAGAGAGAGAGAGAGGCUUAAUAUUUGGUGUGUUUGGUUGUAAUCUUCAAGUUGUCCCAGAUGUGAAUUAUGUUGUCUUGUACAGGUUUAAGUCCAUUUGGCUGUAAUUCAUUUUCAGUUCAUUUAUGUGAUAAGGUUAGUUUUUUUAAAAAAAUUCUCUGCUAAC
This is a messenger RNA of Ilex paraguariensis (yerba mate), 1175 nucleotides long. The record is from the annotation of a GenBank genome assembly. NCBI's taxonomy places the organism in Eukaryota, Viridiplantae, Streptophyta, Magnoliopsida, Aquifoliales, Aquifoliaceae.